Messenger RNA from Aspergillus clavatus NRRL 1, 2745 nucleotides. Its product is annotated as UBA/TS-N domain protein. The record is from RefSeq and is a predicted model, not a curated record. Gene Ontology annotation, molecular function: clathrin binding. Gene Ontology annotation, cellular component: intracellular membrane-bounded organelle; cytoplasm; vesicle. NCBI's taxonomy places the organism in Eukaryota, Fungi, Ascomycota, Eurotiomycetes, Eurotiales, Aspergillaceae. Bases 1 to 2745 code for a protein of 914 amino acids. Gene Ontology annotation, biological process: clathrin-dependent endocytosis; clathrin coat disassembly. The transcript has 2 exons.
AUGGACGACCUGAACGGGUUGAAUUGGACGCCCAGCGCCUCAAAUGACCCAAAGAAGCUCCCACCGCUGGGCUCCGGAUUCGCCUUCCCUGCCGUGACACGUAAUAACGUCUCUGGCCGGUCAACCCCCCUUUCUGCCGCCGGCUCGUCACAUCCGGCAUCCAAAUCAGCUACCCCGGACAACGAUAGCUUCGCGAACCUUGUGUCCUUCAGUUCUUCCAAUGCGAACAAAAACCUGUCUCUUCUAGAGCAGCAGAAACGAUUACAAGAGGAGCGCGUCAGGAAGGAGGCAGAAAAUAAGUCCAAGUUUGAAUCGCAGUAUGGGGGGCAAAAUGCGCAAUUCUGGGACAGCCUGGAGAAGCAGGGGACGAACAACCCUUUUGCAACGGGGGCAGGAUCAACAGUCCAGCGUGCAUCGUCUGCCGAUGAGGAUGAUCUCCUGGCCGCCUUUGAUGCUUCGGCGCCGGUAGAUGCCUCGACCAACUUCCCCAUCCCAAGCCCCAGUCCGUCGCCACACAUUGCGCAAAGCGUGUCUGCUGCUGCUGCUGCUGCUGCUGCUGCUCCGAGAACGUUGCACCAGACUGAUGGAAUGUCCUUCAAUGAUGACGACGACGAUCCGUUUGGCCUCAAUCAAUUAAAACCAAAGGCGGCAGCUCCCACCCAACCUCCCACUCAGUCCGACAACGACGACGACUUCCUUGGUUUGCUGGGAAAGCCAGUCUCUGAGAUCCCUCGCCCUUUACCUUCGCCGAAACCCACUUCACCCGUCGACCGUGAACACCACGUGUCUUCCCCCAGACCAUCCAAUGGAGUUGAUAGGGCGAUUGCGGAGCUUGUCGACAUGGGGUUCCCUGCGGACAGGGCGAGUCAAGCGCUACGUGCAACGGCAUCUGGGACAGAUGUUCAAGCGGCUGUUAGUUUGCUUUUGACCCAGGCGCAUGAGGAAGCUCGACAGAAAUCAAGGAGCAAAACUCCCGUGCAUGAUCGUGAUAUCGACCCUUCAGAACGUAAUAGGGAGCGGGGCUCCAGACCUGAUCGUGAUGUCCCGUCAUGGAUGCGUGAUGAGCGAGCCGAUCACUCCAGGAGUCGUACCAGCAACCGGUCCCCCGCAUCCGCGGGCAGGGAAGCGUCGCAGGCUGCGUCUGCCUUUGGUAACAAUUUCCUGAAGACAGCAAAUUCUCUAUGGAAACAAGGAAGCAAGAAGGUUCAGCAGGUUGUGAAUGAUCUCAACGCCGAGCAUGAUUCGAAUCAGCCGCGAUGGCUAAGGGAUACAUCUGCCCGCCAAGAGUCAUGGACCUCCUCGCCUGCCGGUGAUGAUCAGCUUGCUGAAUCUUCUCGCAAGAAGCCUGAAACUCUUACAGAUGAAGCUCUCCUCCUCGAAUCGGGGAACGCUCCCCGUCCAUCCCGCAGCCAAGCACGAGAUCGUGGAGGUCUAGCGUCACGAACACACAGUAAUGAUCUGCGAAGCCAGAGGUCUCCAGCGGCAGACGCGCGCAUGCAGCAGCCGGCUUCCAUGCAGCAGCAGCAGCAGAAGAGGAGGGAGGCGCUGGAUCCCAAGGCUCGGGUGUCCAAGACUGUAGUAGAAGAGCAGACGGCGCAAGCGUACGUCAGUCCCGCUCGAAGGAGACGGCCUGCCGCGCAGCCGUCGGCUCCAGAGGCAGCUAUAGAUCUAUUUGAUUCUUCCACACCACCGCCGCCGGUCAACCGACUCCGGCCAACGCCGCCACCCGCACAACCCUCGAAGCCCUCUGUAUCAUCUAAGCCUCUUCCUGCUAGGCCGAAAGCUCCGCCUCGAGUCAUCCCGCAACUCCCGCAGGAAAGCCUGGCGUCAAUCCACCGGCAUCGUGAGAAGGGAACGGGGGCCUACAAGCGAGGUGACUAUACUGCCGCUCAUGAGGCCUUCACGUCCGCCCUGACCAUGCUACCGGACAAGCAUCCGAUCACCAUCGUCAUCCGUAGCAAUCGCGCCAUGACGGCCUUGAAAAUCGGCGAGCCCAAGGUGGCCAUUACUGAGGCAGACACCAUUUUGGAGCUGAUAGGCCCCGCAAAAGGCGAGGCGGAGACAAUUGACCUUGCCAACGGCGAACCCAGCAAGCCCAUGAAGGAUUUCUACGGCAAGGCCUUGAUGCGGAAAGCGGAAGCCCUGGAACAACUGGAACGCUGGGCGGAAGCAGCACAAGCAUGGAGGCAGGCAGUGGAGAGCGGUCACGGUGGUAGCACAAGUAUCCAAGGCCGCAACAGAUGCGAAAAAGCCGCUGGCAUUAGCAAACCCGCCUCGAAGCCUUCGGCUCCCGCGCGGCGCCCGCCAGCACCGGCCCCCAAGAAGCCCUCGGCAUUGGAUGACCUCCGAGGCAGCUCUUCUCCGUCUGGCGGCUCGUCCGAAGCCGUCAGCCGGCUGCGAGCAGCGAACCAGGCCGCCGAGCGCGCAGACGAGGAGAAAUUCGCCCUCGGCGAAAGCGUCGAUGCACGCCUGGCGGCUUGGAAGGGUGGGAAGCAGGAUAACCUGCGAGCUCUGCUGGGGAGCCUGGAUACCAUUCUGUGGCCGGAAGCCGGCUGGAAAAAGGUCAAUAUGUCCGAGCUGAUCCUGCCCAACAAGGUCAAGGUACAGUACAUGAAGGGUAUUGCAAAAGUGCACCCGGACAAGAUUCCUACCAAUGCCACCACUGAGCAGCGCAUGAUUGCCGGUGCAGUAUUCGGUGUGCUGAACGAAGCGUGGGAUAAGUUCAAGGCUGAGAACAACCUGUGA